AUGGCUGUCAUCUACCACCCUCCGAGUGCUUCCACAAGUGACAACGAGUCUCUCUACUCCCACGUUCAAUCUACGGUAGAUUCUUAUCUGCGCCUUCAUCCUGACUGUCUGGUCUGCCUCUUAGGCGAUUUUAAUCCCGCCUCGACAAAUAUAUCGCCGUCGGAAUUUCGUCGACGAUGCGGGCUUUCUCAGAUUGUCAAGGUUCUUACGCGGGACUCAGGAACUCUCGAUUGGUGCCUCACUAACAACCCGAAAUUGUGGUCCGCACCCAUGCAGCUUCCGAAGAUUGGUUCCUCUGACCAUUAUUCUGUUCUAAUAAGAUCUAACACCAACACAAGCGUCACUCACGCGAAACGCACCAUCUUGACUCGCGAUACCAGGGACAGUGCUUUAAGAGUUUUCGGUCGCUGGAUCACUUCAUUUUCAUGGCACCAACUGUAUUCCUUAAAGUCCUGCAAUGAGAAGUGCGAGUUUUUCAACACCACCCUCAAUACCGCUAUUGAUUAUUUCCUACCUAUGAAAUCUAAUAGACUUCACAGCACCGACAAACCUUGGAUCACAACUCGCAUUAAGGGCUUGGUUGCUAAGAGACAAGCGGCAUUAUCUACUCACGGAAAAGACUCCACCCAAUUYCGUUAUUGGCGGAACCAAGUUCAACACUCGAUCAAARCCGCAAAAAGAUCCUAUUAUUCCUCUAAAGUGAAAUGCCUUAAGGAAUCUGAUACGGGCAAGUGGUGGAAGAAUGUUAAACACCUUUCYGKAAUGUCUACUAAUGAUGAUGAAUGGUUCCAUCAAUUAAUAGAUGGGUGCACUGUUGCCUCUGUACAAGACCUCUGCKACAGGAUUAACCAUUUCUUCYCAGAGUUGACUUCUGGUUUCGUUCCUCUUUCCCCUKAGAAUGUCAACGAAAUCCCUGUGGAGGACAUCCCUGAGAGCCUCUUCGUGAAUCCUAGAGAAGMUUUUAUUGCUCUGCGUUCCAUCAAAAUCAAAAAGGCACCUGGACCUGACUCUCUACCCAACUCCAUCUUAAAGUUGUUUGCCUUUGAAUUGGCCGCUCCUAUCGCAGACAUCUACAAUGCCUCUGUGCGUGAUGGCUUCAUCCCUCCUCUUUUAAAACGUGCAAUUAUCUCUCCUAUUCCAAAACAGCGACCUCCUAAAUCGGUUGAAGAUGAUAUAAGGCCUAUUGCCCUGACCUGUCAGAUUGCCAAAGUUAUGGAACAGUUUACGUUACAGAGGAUUUUGCCAUCUAUUCUCUCUAAACUCGACCCUAACCAAUUCGCUUGUGCUGGGAAAUCAACCACGGACGCUCUUGUCUAUAUCUUCCACUUGCUGCUCGAUGCCUUGGACCGAGGAAACUGCUCUGGCUAUUCAUUCUUUGCAGACUUCAGAAAGGGAUUCGAUCUUAUCGAUCAUACAAUUCUAUUGGACAAACUUCGUGGGUAUGACCUUCAUCCAAGCAUGCUACGCUGGAUUGCUGCGUUCCUUGAAGGCCGUUCUCAAUACGUGAGAAUUUCAUCCUCUUUGUCGUCAACUCUUUACUGCAACGGUGGUAUUCCACAGAGCACUAAACUAAGCCCUGUCUUGUUUGCUGUGAUGGUAAAUGACCUUGUUAGAUCAUGGUUCCCCCGAGCAAAAUAUGUUGAUGAUUUGACUGUACUUGAGAUAGUGCCCAGGAACUCUCCCCCUGUAAUGCCUUACUUAGUUAAAGAUAUCAACGAUUUUGCUUAUAAUAACAAUAUGGUAUUAAACCCGAAGAAAUGCAAGUGCAUGUCGAUUGACUUCCUUGAAUACAACAGCUGUGUGUGGAGCCCCCUUGUUGUCGGAAACACGGGCAUCACUGCUGGUUCCACUCAACUUCAACUGAAGUCCAUUGUAUUUUUGAAGUGA
Molecule: messenger RNA, 1887 nt
Organism: Exaiptasia diaphana
Lineage: Eukaryota; Metazoa; Cnidaria; Anthozoa; Actiniaria; Aiptasiidae
Exons: 2
Coding region: 1-1887 (628 amino acids)
Source: RefSeq, a predicted model, not a curated record